Gambusia affinis (western mosquitofish) is the source of this 583-nucleotide messenger RNA. RefSeq names its product guanylyl cyclase-activating protein 2-like. Lineage: Eukaryota; Metazoa; Chordata; Actinopteri; Cyprinodontiformes; Poeciliidae. The coding region runs from base 14 to 583 and encodes 189 amino acids. Gene Ontology annotation, molecular function: calcium sensitive guanylate cyclase activator activity; calcium ion binding. Gene Ontology annotation, cellular component: cone photoreceptor outer segment; photoreceptor inner segment. The record is from RefSeq and is a predicted model, not a curated record. Gene Ontology annotation, biological process: visual perception. The transcript is spliced from 4 exons.
CCUGCCUGAAGUGAUGGCUCAGGUCCAGGCCACCACAGACACUGAAGUGACUCUGCAGAACAUCCAGGAACUGUACCGGAAAUUCACCCAUGAAUGUCCGAGUGGAAACCUGCACCUGCAUGAAUUCAAGAAAAUCUUUGGCGUCAGCAGCAAAUCAUCAGAGGAGGAGGUGGCUUUCAUUGAACUUGUCUUUAAAUCCUUUGACACCAAUAAGGACGAUAAGUUGGACUUCAUGGAGUAUGUGGCAGCCGUGAACCUCGUUCUUCGUGGAAAACUCAUCGACAAACUGAAGUGGUCUUUCAAAAUUUACGACAACGAUGGGAACGGCUGCCUGACCAAUCAGGAAGUGAGGCGUAUCAUCAGAAUCAUCACCAAAAUUAAAUGGCACAAUGAUUCGAAUGUGGAAACUGUCGACUUCAUCUGCAACAGGAUAUUUGAGCUGACAGACAAAAACAAAGACAGUCAGAUAUCUUUGGAGGAGUUUAUCGAGGGAGCAGAGAAGGAUCCGUGGCUCAUGGAGCAGCUCCGACUGGACUUGGCGCCUAAAAACUGGUUCAUUAGAACCCAGGAGAAGAAGAAGUGA